UGAAAUACAGUAUUUACAACCCCAAUUCCAAUCAGGUUGGGAUGUUGUAUUAAACAUACAUUUAAAAAAGAAUACAAUGAUUUGCAAAACAUGUUCAACCUAUAUUGAAUUGAAUACACAACAAAGACAAGAUAUUUCAUGUUCAAACUGAUCAACUUGAUUGUUUCUAGCAAAUAAUCAUUAACUUGGAAUUUUAUGGCUGCAAUACGUUCCAAAAAAAAGCUGGAACAGGUGGCAAAAAAGACUGAGAAAGUUGAGGAAUGCUCAUCAAACACCUGUUUGGAACAUCCCACAGGUGAUCAGGCUAAUUGGGAACAGGUGGGUGCCAUGAUUGGGUAUAAAAGGAGCUUCCCUGAAUUGCGCAGUCAUUCACAAGCAAAAGUGGGGCGAGGUUCACCUCUUUGUGAACAAGUCCGUGAGAAAAUAGUCGAACAGUUUAAGGACAAUGUUCCUCAACGUACAAUUGCAAGGAAUUUAGGGAUUUCGUCAUCUACGGUCCAUAAUAUCAUCAAAAGGUUCAGAGAAUCUGGAGAAAUCACUGCAUGUAAGCGGCAAGGCCGAAAACCAACAUUGAAUGCCCGUGACCUUCGAUCCCUCAAGCGGCGCUGCAUCAACAACCGACAUCAAUGUGUAAAGGAUAUCACCACAUGGGCUCAGGAACACUUCAGAAAACCAACGUCAGUAAAUACAGUUCGGCGCUACAUCCACAUCAAUGAAGAUCUUUGUCCUGAGCCCCGUCACAUUAAAAAGGAAGUGGAGGACGAAGAGGUCCCCCACAUUAAAGAGGAGGAGGAGGAGGAGGAUAUCACCAAAUUGUCAUUGAUUGGUGUCCUUUUGAAGUGUGAAGAUAAAGGUCAAAGUGAGGAGGACAGAGGGGCGGGGCCUCCAAGCAGCAGCUCAAGUCAGCACAUGACAACAGAAGGUGAUGGAGACCACUGUGGAGGAUCACAAGCAGAUAGCCUCUUAGCCCCACUAUCAGAUGACGACAUAACUUCACAAUCUCCUGACGCUGAUGAUGACCGCUUUCAAGGCGAUAUGACAUGUCACGCUGACGACAAACCCUGGGGAUGUUCUCAGUGUGGGAAAACUUUUACUUAUAAGAGGGGUUUGAGACAACACAUGAGAAUACACACUGGAGAAAAACCUUUUGCCUGCUCAGUUUGUGGUCAAAGAUUCUAUAAUAAAACAAACUUGGCAAAUCACACAAGAACACACACUAGGGAGAAACCCUUUCCCUGCUCAGUUUGCGAUCAAAGAUUUUCUCUUAAGACCAACUUGGAAAAUCACACAAGAACACACACUGGUGAGAAACCUUUUUCCUGCUCAGUUUGUGGCCAAAGAUUCUCUCAGCAGGGAGCCUUACUAUAUCACUCAAGAACACACACUGGGGUGAAACCCUUUUCCUGCGCAGUUUGUGGUCACAGAUUCUAUAGAAUGGGAGACUUAAAAAUACACACAAGAACACACACUGGAGAGAAACCUUUUUCCUGCUCAGUUUGUGACAAAAGAUUCUCUCGCAAGGGUCACUUACAAACACACAUAAGAACCCACACUGGAGAGAAACCUUUUGCUUGCUCAGUUUGUGGUUAUAGAUCCUCUGAAAAGGGAAAAUUAAGAAGACACACAAAAACCCACACCAGAGAAAAACUUAAUUCCUGCUCAGUUUGUGGCCAAAAAAUCUCAAAAAAGGGUAAACUUAAGAAACACAACUGUGUAGGUGAGAAUCGCGAUGAUCAAUGAAGGUUUCACUUCUCAUCUGAGCAAGCUUAAUCAGUUCAUGCACCAAGGAUGAUUGUAAUCUUUGUACCUGGUCCGUUCCUAAAGGUCUCCUGUAGACAAGUGUUGUAACACUCUUGAUCAAAGACUUUUAGAAAUGCGUCUGAUAUACAGGAUGCAUUACAUCUUCAUCCAGUGUUUUUGUGACGUGCAUAUCAAAUAAACGAAUGAUUGGUUGAAAUACUGUAAACAAAUAUUUGACUUUUAGUGGUAAAGUGUACAGUAUAUGUGAUCCUGAAGAAAACAGACAUCUUGUAAUAUCAUGUAUUACGCAACUAUAUGUCUAUGUUCUGUGUUUGCUUUUAUUAUGCUUUGCUGUCUGCUGCCUGGUCGGCGUUACAAAUGAGAAUAUGUUCUCAGUUGCCUUACCUGGGCAAACAAAGGCUAAAGGUCCCAUGCCAUCAAUUUCUUUUCAUAAUCUUUGAUGCGCAGGAUGCCCUUAAGCUAUUUUACCUGGUCUUUUACACCUGGCAAUUGAGAUGGGUAGAUUUAUCAUUAAUAUUGGCUUUGUAAAUAAUCUUUACUCUGAUGGGAUGGCUGCUAUUCUGUCAUUCUUUUUACGUGGGCCACGUCAUCCGCUCCCAUUCACUUUAAUUGAACCCGCGCGUGACGUUCAUCGCUGGCGACAAUAAAUACAAGCUUCGCUAUUACAUCCAGUUAAGUUAUAAAUUAUAUAGUUGAGUAUUGUUGUAAAACACAACUUAUUAUGUAUACUUUAUAGACUUUGUAUGGCUUGGCGGGAGCAGCGCAUUAAAACCCGGAAAUGACGUGUUGUCGUUCAGCUGAGUUGAAUGGGUGGGUACCAACCAUGACGUGGGGGAGGAACUUGAAUAUUCAUUGCCUAAAGUAUGUUACAACGACAGCGAUUUCAAAUCCACCUGUUUCGCAAGCCUUAUGCCGUUGAUUGCCUUUUCCAUUCAUUUGACAAAACUGCAUAGAUGUCAAGCUUUAACCAUGUCACAGACUCAUUUUGACCUGGUAUGCAUAAAACUGUACAACUUUUCUAACAGUGAUAGUUCCUUGUAUAUCAACAAAGGAGCUUCAAAGAUGACCAUUGUAUUAUCUGUAUAUGUGUGAAUAAAAGUCUCAUAAGUGA
Molecule: messenger RNA, 2872 nt
Organism: Phyllopteryx taeniolatus (common seadragon)
Lineage: Eukaryota; Metazoa; Chordata; Actinopteri; Syngnathiformes; Syngnathidae
Product: gastrula zinc finger protein XlCGF8.2DB-like
Exons: 2
Coding region: 196-1740 (514 amino acids)
Biological process (GO): regulation of transcription by RNA polymerase II
Cellular component (GO): nucleus; chromosome
Molecular function (GO): DNA-binding transcription factor activity, RNA polymerase II-specific; chromatin insulator sequence binding; RNA polymerase II cis-regulatory region sequence-specific DNA binding
Source: RefSeq, a predicted model, not a curated record